AUGUGGGUGGGUGACCCCUGGGAUUCAGAGCUGGGCAGGAAGUGCAUGGUGGAUGCAGUCAUGAAAAUAGGGACUAGUUUCUGAGUAGGACUUGUUUUCUCACUUAUCUUCUUUAAAAGAAGAACGUGGCCAUUAGCCUUUAGUUCUGGCAUGGGAUGGGGAAUGGCCUACUCCAACUGUCAGCAUGAUUUCCAGGCUCCAUAUCUUCUACAUGAAAAAUAUGUCAAAGAGCAGGAGCAGUGA
This is a messenger RNA of Ailuropoda melanoleuca (giant panda), 243 nucleotides long. RefSeq names its product MICOS complex subunit MIC10-like. The record is from RefSeq and is a predicted model, not a curated record. Gene Ontology annotation, cellular component: MICOS complex; mitochondrion; mitochondrial inner membrane. NCBI's taxonomy places the organism in Eukaryota, Metazoa, Chordata, Mammalia, Carnivora, Ursidae.